Molecule: messenger RNA, 497 nt
Organism: Drosophila biarmipes
Lineage: Eukaryota; Metazoa; Arthropoda; Insecta; Diptera; Drosophilidae
Gene: Lcp65Ad
Product: larval cuticle protein 65Ag1
Exons: 2
Coding region: 57-383 (108 amino acids)
Cellular component (GO): chitin-based extracellular matrix
Molecular function (GO): structural constituent of chitin-based larval cuticle
Source: RefSeq, a predicted model, not a curated record
UCCUCGAACCCAGCACUCGAGUCAACUGUCCCAGCCAACCAAUACCCAGCUGCAACAUGAAGUUCACCAUUGCCAUCGCCCUCGCCUGCCUGCUUGCCUGCGUCCUGGCCGCUCCACCAGCCAUCCAACAGGACGCACAGGUGCUGCGAUUCGACAGCGACGUCCAGGCCGAGGGCUAUAAAUUCGCCGUGGAGACGAGCGACGGCAAGUCGCACCAGGAGGAGGGCCAGCUGAAGGACGUGGGCACCGACCACGAGGCCCUGGUGGUGCGCGGAUCCUACGCCUAUGUGGGUGACGAUGGCCAGACCUACACCAUCAACUACCUGGCCGAUGAGAACGGCUUCCAGCCCGAGGGCGCCCAUCUGCCCAGGGCCGUUCAGUAAAGCGGGCAAAGGUCCCCGCGGGGAAUCCGAUUGCAAGUCAUUCGCCAAUCAAGUUCCAGUCCAGCAUAAAUGUGUUAACUAUGUUUAAGUUAUGUGUGAAAAGCAUCGUCAUAU